CAGAUCCAAUCAGCGCCGUGAAUUCAUCUGUCAUGAUAUUAGAGUCUUUGGAUUUCAGUCUUAUUCGCAAGGACGCGUCUUUGCAUGGAACCAUUCAGGAGUCAUCGACCUCACUCUUAGAGUUCUUGCAUGUCGUACUUUCGACGAAUCCAACCGCCGCUCAUGAUGUGCGCCGCAUGAUGGAAUGCCUCGCUCACUUACUUCGACCGUCCUUCCUAAAUCUGCUGUUCCAAUACCGGCGUCUGUUCCACGCUCUAGCCGUUCAAGAGCUCACAAAAGUCGCAGUCAUUCCCAUCAUUAUAUCUUGGGUGGACGCUGUCCUUGCAAGACUCGGGGAUGUGGUUUCAUGUGUUGCGAGCGCCAUGCAUGAUCGCUACUUCGACGAUGAGCUUCCUGAAGCUUUGAAAAAACGAAGAGAGGAAGAUAAUCUACGGGCUGCGGCUCAGCUCCCAGAUAGGUGGGAUUCCGUCCCGUCGAUCCUGAUGUCCGAAAAGGCUUCACCUGCCGCAAAGCGCUUAGCCCUUCGCCUGUUGGUCUCGCGAUAUGUAUUGCAACCCCAGUUGGCUCUUCAUCCAAGGGUCGUCGAUACACCACUGGACGACAGUAUGGUAUCACUGCUUCCCUAUCUCACAGACUUUAUGCAGCACACUGUGGUGCAACUCUCAGAGUGCUCCCCGCUACACGCGCAACACCAAUAUAUGUUUCAGGAGCGCAUGAAUUGCGCGAUGCUGCUCUCACUAUUCUCUCUCGUGGACUUUACGACGAGUACAAAAGAUACGGAAACAGACGUUCCGUUUCGACCUUACACGCUAGCGACAGUGAUGAGACUGCUACGUUUUGUGAUGCUUGUCGACAAUACGCUCUCAGCGCAAACUGUCGUAUCGCCUUGCCAAGACCUCGAUGCCCCGCGGGUCGUUCUUAUUUUAUGGAGGCAUUUCGUACCUUGGACCUGGCGACUACUCACGGAAUGUAACGCGUCUGAUUCGGAGACCAUCAUCUUUCUGACGACUACAUGGCUUCACUGCGCUUUCGACUCGGACCCUCAAACUACCAUAUCUACGCUGGCGACCCUUACUGGUGACGAACACGGCAAAUAUAUGAUUUGUGCAUAUCUUGCCUAUUUUUCUCGACUUUUGGUGUAUCUUUCUUCAGCUCCGCGUCCUCGAAAUCUCACCACAACUCAAACGGAUGUUCUACUAAAGAUCUGCCGGUACUUCGUUCAUUGGAGCGAUUCGGAUUUGCUAGGCAUUCGCAAGUCUAGUGAUUGCUGUAGAUACCUCACUCUUCUCUUCGUUUAUCUUUCGUGCGUUGACAACGGACACGAUGCUAGCGACUACGUUACACACGCCAUGGCUAGAAUGCAGCCCAGAAGUUUGAGGGACGGUUGGAAGCAGGCGAUACAGGAAUUACCGACGUUUUGUGAUGAGCUAGAGAAAAGCAUGUCCAAUACUCGGAUGCAGCUACUCGAGGACAAGCCUGACAAGAAUCAUAUUCGCAGAGCGAAACAAUUCCUUGACUUUUUGACGAUCACAUGUUUUUCAAAUGUCCAGAUCUCAGACCAGAAGUUAAUGAUCGAGUUCCUCGAGGCCACGAUGAAAUCUUUGCGUCGUGAAUCCGCAGAAAAGCAACUGCAGGACUUGUCCACGAGUUUCCUCUCGUGUUUAACGGCAUUCCAGCGUGGAAAACCGGGAAUUAGGGUCUGUGAUGCUCCUUUAUUGUCGGAUGUCGAAAGUAUCUGGCAAGUCGCUAUGGACAACACCGCUACUGCUGCAUUUGCUUUGCAUAUCAUCUUAUCUCGCCGACUGCCCGACUCACUUACCCAAUCAGAGGCCUGGGAUUACCUACGAAAUGUUCUCCUGAUGAUCGGGUCGCAAGAUUAUUUUGGAGACGAAAGCCCCCUUGCGCUUAUUGUCAAUCCGACAAUAUGCGAUGCUCUCUCACAGUUGCUGAGGCAUGCAGACGAACAUACCGCCGUGGUGAUGCAGUCUUCUCCGUGGACGUCGCACCUUCAAUCAGUGCUGCAGCGAAUUCAACAUUCAGACGAUUGUCCCGACUUGGAUGGCUACUCAUCGUGGCUGAAGAAGAAGAUUUCAAAGCCUGCGGCAGAUUUAAUGAAGCAGAUUGCACGAACGUCGGACGCAGGGGAGUUGCGUCAAGCUACACCGGCGAUUGACAUAAUACCGUGUCGCAUCGACGGUCUGUUUCAACUUGUAUGUGUACUUCGUGCGACUUAGAGCUGGGCUGGAGUUCUAGGCCUAGAUUCCACCGUAGUAGGAGUUAUCCUCGCUCAAUGGGCACUUUUAUGGUAGUCUCGAGGCACCUGGAGCGCACUCGCAAACACAAAUCAAUCUGCGCCGUCAUUGCUGCCAGGUGAGCGGCGCUGAUAAUAAGGACACGCAUCAUCUUUAUUGCAACGUUGGAUAGGGGUUCCCUGGCCAGGCUUGACGGGUGUCACCGAACAUUAUGACAGGUUGCGAUCACCUGAAGGGCACGCAUGACCAUUAC
Messenger RNA from Suillus subalutaceus, 2505 nucleotides. RefSeq lists its product as uncharacterized. Bases 33 to 2234 code for a protein of 733 amino acids. The transcript has 16 exons. NCBI's taxonomy places the organism in Eukaryota, Fungi, Basidiomycota, Agaricomycetes, Boletales, Suillaceae. The record is from RefSeq and is a predicted model, not a curated record.